UAAAACGUUUGUUUCCCAAUUGUAAGUUUUCAAAAUGUCAGCUAGGGCUCGCAUGUCUCUGUAUAGUUUUGCAAAUCUGAUAGCGCUCUGUUUCUCCUUCAAUCUCCUGUGCAUGUCGAGUGUUUGCGCCACUUCUCAACCACAACAGAAAGAAAUGUUUCAGGGAGACAAGCUUGUGUUAAGGGGGUUGAUGUUUCAUGGGUACCAUGGGGUGAAGCCAGAAGAGAGAACACUGGGCCAAAAAUUUUUGGUUGAUAUGGAUGCUUGGAUGGAUCUUCGAGCUGCCGGAAAUUCUGACAGCCUAUCAGAUAGCGUUAGCUAUACUGACAUAUACGAUAUCAUUAAGGGUAUUGUCGAAGGAGCUCCUCACAACCUUGUGGAAUCUGUGGCUGAACUUAUUGCAACAUCAGUAUUGAGCAAGUUUUCUCAACUGUCGGCUGUUUGAGUACAGGUAGGAAAGCCACAAGUGGCUGUGAUCGGUCAGAUCGACUACUUGGGCGUCGAGAUUAUUCGACAUCGUCCGAUUAGCGAGCAGAAGUGAAGUUAGCUAUUGUCGACUCUUCUGGUUUGUUUCCUUUCGAUUUUAAAUUGUAUUUUGAUGUAAUAGUUUAUGCUAAAAUAAUGGACUUUUAUGGGAAAUGCUGAAUAUUGUUCUCUUUUAAAAAAUUAUUAGUGUG
Messenger RNA from Andrographis paniculata, 677 nucleotides. Its product is annotated as dihydroneopterin aldolase 1-like. The transcript is spliced from 3 exons. The coding region runs from base 35 to 445 and encodes 136 amino acids. Gene Ontology annotation, biological process: folic acid-containing compound metabolic process. The record is from RefSeq and is a predicted model, not a curated record. Lineage: Eukaryota; Viridiplantae; Streptophyta; Magnoliopsida; Lamiales; Acanthaceae. Gene Ontology annotation, cellular component: cytoplasm. Gene Ontology annotation, molecular function: dihydroneopterin aldolase activity.